AUGUCGGCGCAAGACCUCAACCAGCAGAACGAGCAGGACGAAUUCCUGGGUGCCGGUGAGGGAGAGGAAGUCUUCACUCAGGAUGACGACCACCCCAUGGAGUCCGAUGGCGAAGAAGAGGAUCAAAACAUGGACUACGAGGAGCACGUCUUCCAGAACGACUCGGCCGCACACUUCGACUCGCACUCAGACUCUGUCUUCUGCAUCGCACAACAUCCAAUUCAUAACAACAUCGUCAUCACCGGCGCCGGCGAUGACACAGCUUACAUCUUCGACUCAACACCCGCCGAGCGGCCCGUUCUCCCCUCAAGCUAUGAAUCAAACCCCCAGCCCCGCGAGCGCUCAUCGCUGAACCCCCCUCGCAAAACUGGAUGGACACACCGACACCGUCAACGCGAGCCUGCGGGCGAGUACGUCAUGACGGCAGGUUUGGACGGCAAGCUCCGCGCAUGGCGGGACUCGACACCCCAGAAGACGGGCCUUGCGUGGGAAUUCGUGGCCGAGGCCCAGGAAGUGGAGGAAAUCAACUGGGUGUCUGUCUGUCCUUACCAGCAAGGCAGGGAUGAGACACGCAAUGUCAUCGCCAUGGGCGCCAACGAUGGUAGCGCUUGGGUCUUCCGUAUCGAUCAUACCGAUUCCCAGCCCAUUUCCAUCAUCCAGACUUUCUUCCAGCACACUGCUUCAUGCACGGCUGGUGCCUGGACGGCGGAUGGAAAUCUGCUGGCGACUGUCUCCGAGGACGGAAGCUUCUAUGUCUACGAUGUGUUCGGUGCUGCUGCCGCGGCUGGCAUCGCCCCCUCGCCCGGCACCAACUGCGUUGUCGCGUUGACUGCGGAGGAUCAGCGAUUCGCUGUUGAGGGCGGUCUCUAUUCCAUUGCUAUCUCACCGGGUGGUGGUAUUGCUGCUGUUGGUGGUGCUGAGGGUCAUAUCAAGGUUGUCGGUCUGCCUCGCAUUGCCGGUGCCCCACAGGCUGCGAAGGGCAAGGCGUCUCAAUCAGCGACUGCCUCUGCUGCGGGCACAAUCAUUGCCGGUCUUCAGGCCCAAUCUGAUGGCAUUGAGACUCUGUCUUUCUCCCAGCCCCCGCUGACUCUUCUGGCUGCGGGUUCGGUCGAUGGCUCUAUUGCUCUGUAUGAUGCUGCUCACCGAUUUGCCGUUCGUCGUCACGUCCGGGAGGCUCAUGAGGGCAGCGCUGUCGUCAAGGUUGAGUUCCUGCAAAGCCGGGCCCCUGCUGCCCCUCGCGCUGGUACUGCCCAGGGUCGGCCCUGGUUGCUCACCACCGUUGGACUAGAUGGAGUUGUCCGCCGGUGGGACGCCCGGGGUGGAACCACUGCUGCCGGCCAGGGUUUGUUGAAGGAGUGGAAGGGACACUUGGGUCUCUCCGAGACUGAGGAGGGUGAGCAGGCAGGAGGCAUCAUGGGCUUUGUCCAGGGCUUCGACGGCAAGCGUAUUGUCACUGCGGGCGAUGAUGGUGUCACUCUCGUGUUUGAGGAUGAGUAG
This is a messenger RNA of Penicillium manginii, 1497 nucleotides long. RefSeq lists its product as uncharacterized. NCBI's taxonomy places the organism in Eukaryota, Fungi, Ascomycota, Eurotiomycetes, Eurotiales, Aspergillaceae. Gene Ontology annotation, molecular function: protein binding. Bases 1 to 1497 code for a protein of 498 amino acids. The transcript is spliced from 2 exons. The record is from RefSeq and is a predicted model, not a curated record.